AUGAAUAAGGCCCAACCUCUAGACUGUAGGUAUCUGGCCGAGAACAACUCCUCUCUGGCAUAUAAUGUUGAGAUCCCAGAGAGAAAUGUGGAAGCUUCGCGCCCCUUUGAUGCGGAGGAAGUUGAUGCGGGGGCCCUUGUUCGCAGGGGUAGACACUCCAGCGUUGGUGAUGUCACUGGCACCCGUGAAGAAGAUAUCCAAGUCGUGGAUAUUACUGAUGAGGAGAGGCAGGAGGGCCUAAAAAAGGUUGGCAAGUUCUCAGAGCCAGCGAGGAGGUCUGCUGGUGGUGUGAAGAUUCUCCCUCCUACUGGGGACAAGGGCAAAGGGCCAGCGAAGAAGUCAGCUGGUAGUUCCAAGGCUCUCCCCUCUGCCGGUGGAAAGGGUAAGGGCAAAGCUGUGGUGCCCUCGGCUGACGAACCAGAGGAUCUUGUUCCUGGGCCGAUUUCGAGUCUGACGGGGCAGAAAUUAAUUGAUGCUUUGAUAGCUCGUGUCCAUUCUCAGGAUCAGGAAAAGAUGGAGGCGCUGACGCGCGGGGCUUUGGCUACUAAGUUGUGCCAGCUGGCUCUUCAGAUGGAAUCCGGGAUCUGGGGAGCUGUCAAGUGUAUUCAUGAUUAUGAUGUGUCUGAAAAAGAGAGAGAGAAAGAGCAAGCGGACGUCGCUAAACGCGAUGAUGAUGUUGCUGGAGUUGUGGAGCGCCUAAGCAAGGCUGAAGCGGAGGUUAUUGAGUUGAAAGCUAAAUUAGCUCAGAUGGAGGUGGAGAAGGCGUCCUUGGCCUCCGAAUUGUCGAGGGCCACAAAAGAGGGCCAUGAAUGCCUGGCCAGGUUUAAAGCUGGUUAUGAAAGAGACUACGAAGAAGCCAGGCGGGGCUGGAAAAGGAUACUUGUGGAAGCUCAGAACCGUGCGUACGUCCUGGGGGCUCGAGAUCAACGCCUGGAGUACUUCUUGUCUCCACGAGGCCAACACUUCCUGGGGAUGAUGCUGGAAGGCACUCUGGAGUCUUUCAAAAAGACUCCCGAAUACUUGGAAGAUUUCGGACCUCUUUUUGCUUAUGAAGCUGCCAAGUUGUUGGAUUUGGGAGUGCGUCUUCCCCAACCGGUGGAGACUGGUCCGUUGCCCGUGUUCACAGAGAAGACCGUUUCUGGCCAUGCCUCUGCAAGUGGUGCCCCUUCCCCAAUUCCAUCUGCUUCUGCCCCUGUCUCCUCUGCUGUUGCCCCAGCUGUCUCUGUUCCUCCCUCUUGA
Salvia miltiorrhiza (redroot sage) is the source of this 1239-nucleotide messenger RNA. RefSeq lists its product as uncharacterized. The coding region runs from base 1 to 1239 and encodes 412 amino acids. Lineage: Eukaryota; Viridiplantae; Streptophyta; Magnoliopsida; Lamiales; Lamiaceae. The record is from RefSeq and is a predicted model, not a curated record. The transcript is spliced from 5 exons.